Rhincodon typus (whale shark) is the source of this 4504-nucleotide messenger RNA. RefSeq names its product cactin (gene cactin). Gene Ontology annotation, molecular function: protein binding. The coding region runs from base 131 to 2374 and encodes 747 amino acids. The transcript has 10 exons. Gene Ontology annotation, biological process: negative regulation of innate immune response; mRNA cis splicing, via spliceosome. NCBI's taxonomy places the organism in Eukaryota, Metazoa, Chordata, Chondrichthyes, Orectolobiformes, Rhincodontidae. The record is from RefSeq and is a predicted model, not a curated record. Gene Ontology annotation, cellular component: spliceosomal complex; cytoplasm.
AAACGCGAGACAUUAUUUCUAUUUGACGAUUAGUGAAACGAUUGAUGGAGUGGGUCAGGCGGGUUGUAGUCAGAGCUGCGCCGGCGGGUGAGAGAGGACCUUUGUUCUGGUGUUGACGGUUGGGUAAACAAUGAGUUCGAAGCGGAGUCGGGAGCGGGACCGGAGUCGGAGCCACAGCCACAGCAAGAGGAAGGAGAAGCGGCGCCGCUCCCGGUCAGCUUCCCGGGACGGGAGAUGGAGGAGGAACGGCAGCCGGAACCGGAGCCCAUCCCCCAGAGGCGACCGAUGGUUAAAAUCGCGCUCGUCCCCCGCCCGAUCCCGGAGCCGGUCUCGUUCACCGCCGCCUUCUCCCCGUCCUACCUCCUCAUCCUCUUCCCCCUCCGGCAGCCCGAGCAGUGUCAGCCGCUUGCUGAGCCUCCAGGAGAAGCUGAGGCAGAAAGCCGAGAAGAAGCAGCAGCGAGAACUAGCCAAGGCCAUCGAGACCCCGGAGGAGAAGCGGGCCCGCCGCCUGGCUAGGAAAGAGGCCAAAGAAAGGAAGAAGAGGGAGAAAAUGGGCUGGAGCGAGGAGUACAUGGGCUACACGAACGCGGACAAUCCAUUCGGAGACAACAACCUGCUCGGCACCUUUAUCUGGCAUAAGGCUUUGGAAAAGAAAGGAAUUAGUCACCUGGCUGAGAAAGAUUUAAAGGACAGAAACAAGCAAAUUCAAGAGGACAACCGCUUGGAAUUGCAAAAAGUGAAACAACUACGUCUGGAACGAGAGCGGGAAAAGUGCCUACGGGAACAGGAGCUGGAGAUGUUACAACGCGAGAAGGAAGCUGAGCACUUUAAGACCUGGGCAGAACAAGAGGAUUAUUUCCAUUUACAGCAAGCUAAAUUGAGAUCAAAGAUUCGCAUUUUAGGAGGCAGAGCCAAGCCAAUUGACCUUCUUGCAAAAUACAUCAGUGCAGAAGAUGAUGAUCUAGCUGUAGAAAUGCACGAACCUUACACGUUUCUAAAUGGGCUGACUGCGUCAGAUUUGGAAGAUCUUCUUGAAGAUAUAAGGGUUUAUAUGGAGUUGGAGCAGGGAAAGAAUGCUGACUUCUGGAGAGAUAUGACAACUAUUACUGAGGAUGAAAUAAGUAACCUGAAAAAGCUUGAAGCUUCUGGAAAAGGACCAGGAGAGAGGAGAGAAGGAAUCAACACUUCAGUGAGCACUGAUGUCCAGUCGGUAUUUAAAGGGAAAACUUACAACCAGCUUCAAGCAUUGUACCUGAACAUUGAGGCAAAGAUCAAAACUGGUGGUUCAAAUCUGGACAUUGGCUAUUGGGAAUCUUUAUUGCAACAACUCAAGGCAUAUAUGGCCAGAGCCAGACUACGUGAAAGGCAUCAGGAUGUAUUGCGUCAGAAGCUUUACAAACUGAAGCAAGAGCAGGGAGUGGAAAGUGAACCAUUGUUUCCCAUUCUAAAGAAAGAAUCGGAGUCUCCCAAGGAAAAAAUGGAUGAAACCGGCCGAAAUGAAUUACAUCAGAAUAUUUGCAUGCUGAAGCAAAAUCAAGAAAUUGAAAAUGAGCCAUUCUUUUUAAUUCCAAAUAAAGAGCCUCCAUUUCCUAAGAACAGAUCAGGCGAAGACGAGGAAGCACCAGGCACUUCUGCCUCAGGCACUUCUGCCUCAGGCACUUCAGAAACAAAUGAAGAUGAUGAGAAUGCAGAGCCAGAAGCUGAAGGAGAGGCGGUGCUUACUGAGGAGGAUCUAAUCCAGCAAAGCUUGGAUGAUUAUGAUGCUGGCAAAUACAGUCCUAGGUUACUCAGCCCUCAUGAACUACCUAUGGACACCCACAUAGUAGAUGCUGAAGAAGAUCUGCAAAAAUUAAUGAUGGCAAGACAGCAAUUGCAAGUGACAGGUGAUGCCAGUGAGAGUGCUGAAGAUGCCUUUGUACGCAAAGCCAAGGAGGGAAUGGGAACUGAUGAAGCUCAGUUCAGUGUGGAGAUGCCCUUAACUGGCAAAGUCUAUCUUUGGGCUGACAAAUAUCGUCCAAGGAAACCCCGCUUUUUCAAUCGUGUUCAUACAGGCUUUGAGUGGAACAAAUACAAUCAAACACAUUAUGAUUUUGACAAUCCUCCUCCAAAGAUAGUCCAGGGUUACAAAUUCAACAUAUUUUAUCCAGAUCUUAUUGACAAAAGGGCAACCCCACAUUAUUUCCUUGAGCCAUGUGUGGACAACAAAGACUUUGCAAUUCUACGCUUCCAUGCAGGCCCUCCAUAUGAAGAUAUUGCUUUUAAAAUUGUGAACCGUGAAUGGGAGUACUCUCACAGGCAUGGUUUUAGGUGUCAAUUUGCCAAUGGAAUAUUUCAACUGUGGUUUCACUUCAAAAGAUAUCGUUACAGAAGAUAAAAGCACCAGUGUCAAAGGAUAUGACAAUUUAUUGUGUUUUGUUUGCACCCUUUCCUGAGAUUGCAACAUACACAACUGGUUGACAGAAGACUUUAAAAUGGUAUUUCCAAACAAGACACAUUUUUUUCACAAUAACGUGAGAUAAUUUUAACCCUGCCUAUACUUUUGUUUUUCUAGUAAGCUUCUGUGGUCAUGGAAAUACAAGCUUAUUAUAAAUUAUAAUACUGUCCAGCUGUAAGAACUAAAUCUCUUAAAAUGUCUAUAUCUUUUGACAUAUAUUUGUGUUGUUGCUUUGAUCUCUUUUGCAAGAACUUGGCAGUUCUUCAUUUUUUCAAUACAAUUUUUUUCAGAAGGAAUAUAGAAAUUUGGAGUAGGCUAUUUAAUCCCUCAAGCUUAUUCCACCAUUUAUGAGAUCAUGGUUAAUAUGCAGUCAAGCUUCACGUGCCUGCCUAUGUUCCAUAUCCCUUCAUAUAUGUGGCUAUCAAACUGAGCUUGAAAGUUAACAAUGUAUCUACAUCAAUUGUCAUUUAUUGAAGAGAGAACUUCUGUCAUCCCUUUGAGUGAAGAAUAUUUUAUAAUUUCAUUUCUGAACACACUGACUCCAAUUUUUAGACACUGGUCAUUUUUCCCUAUUCCUCCCACAUCCCCCAGUCCUAAACAUUCCAACUUGUGAAAAUAGUCUUGUUUCCCCAGUCUGCCCUGGUUGUCGCCCUUUAUCUUAAAAAUUUGUUUAAAUCACCUCUUGAUCUGCUGAAUGUCAAGGAAUAAAUAAGCUCUUAACAAGCAUUAUCUUGAAUUAACCAUUCUGUGAACUGACUCAGUCCUACAAUGUUGUGUCCUGUGCAAUAUUACAUUGAGAUCCAAUGUGCCAUACAAAUAUCUAAAUAUAUAAUUUUGAGUGGUGUUAUUGGCAAAGGAAGACUCCAGUUCUAUAACAUCAGGAUUCUCCAGUUCAGCAACUGUUAUAUCUGAUAUGGUCAGUUUUCACACAGUACGUUUCCACAUGCAUUGAGAUUUAUUGUAGUUAGUGUUGAUUAAAUGGUAAUGGACAAACUAGGUAGUUCCCACUUUGUUGAAUAAAGCUAUGGAUCGUUUAUAUCCACCUAAGCAGAGAACUUAAGCCGUUCAAUGUCUUGUCAGCGAGGUGGCAUUCCCAGUAUUGAAUUAAAUCCUGGACUGGGCUUGAUCCCACAUCUUUAUUUUUCAGAUCUACAGUAUGGAUAAUACUGGCAUACUCCUGAGUGGAGAUGCCUUGCAGUUUUUUAAAAAAAAACCUUAUUCUGUAUCAAUUGAAAUUUUGUCAUGCAGUGUUAGCGUUUCACACAUUGAGCUUGUGAAAUUAUUUGCCUAUCGAAACACCAAAUAUUGUAAUAAAUUUUUUUGUUGCCACUAAUUUUAAGUGUCUUUGAGCCAGUGAAGAGUAAAAGCAGGAGCAGAGUUAACUUGAAUUGACCAUUUUUCCUAAAGCUGCCAUUUACUUAACAAUGCUCUCAAAACUGACCAAAUUGCUUAAAUUAUCUCGUGCAAUUUUUUUCAUUCAGGUGAUGACAAUUUAUAACAAUAUUUAUGUCACAUUUAUAAAAAGAAUUCUAAAAGAAGUGUGUAAAAUUGCAUACAAGAUCAGUUGCUAAGUGAUAAAAAUUAUGUCAAAUUUCAGCUCUUCGUGCUGUAGUUUCAAUUGGCAAUGUGUUUAUCAUUCUGGAAUUUUCAGCUGCUCUCAGCAAGGUCUUAUUGUGCAUUGAAUCAGAAGAUGUUUCUACUCUAGUGCUGUGAAACUACAUGCAUCCACCAUAAUAGUCUGUGCGCCAUGAAAAUAAAGUGAAAAGGACGGGUUUUUUGUUUUUGUUCCUGUAAAGAAUUUUUGUGUGAGAUGCAUUAUGCAAUUCAUUGUUUAGUUUUUUUUUAAUAGCCAGAAUAAUUUUAGUUUAAUUGUGAACAUUGAAGAAAAUAAUUUGUCAUAUUUUCAGCAUAUUGUACAGUUUUCUUGAUUAUUGAUUAAAUCAGCAAAAAACUAAAAAUUCACUAUGAAGUAAGGCAAAAGAAAAAAAAGUAUUUUUCUGAUUCAAGAAAUAACUCAGGAGGGGGGAAGGUUAGAAAAAAGUUUUAAAUAAAAGUUUUUUUGCUUUUUAA